AGCCAGUGCCAGACCACCAAUUCCACCCCCAACCCCCCGCAAUCCCCCACACCCAAAACCAAACCCCAGCCGCUAGCUAGCGCGCACGCCACCUCAGCGUGCGCCCGCCGCCAUGGCGCCCGCCGCGAAGAAGCCCCCGCUCAAGUCCAGCUCCUCGCACAACUCCGCCGCGGGGGAUGCCGCCGCCGCCGCCGCCGCGGCCGCCGGGGGGAAGACCAUCGAGGAGAUGUACCAGAAGAAGACGCAGCUGGAGCACAUCCUGCUGCGCCCGGACACCUACGUCGGCUCGGUCCAGAAGCACACGCAGCCGCUCUGGGUCUACGAGGGCGGCGCCAUGGUGCAGCGCCCCGUCGCCUACGUCCCCGGCCUCUACAAGAUCUUCGACGAGAUCCUCGUCAACGCCGCCGAUAACAAGCAGCGCGACCCCUCCAUGGACUCCCUCAAGGUGGACAUCGACGUCGGCGGCUGCUGCAUCUCCAUCUACAACAACGGGGACGGCGUGCCCGUCGAGAUCCACCAGGAGGAGCGCAUCUACGUGCCCGAGCUCAUCUUCGGCCACCUCCUCACCAGCAGCAACUACGACGACAACGAGCGCAAGACCACCGGCGGGAGGAACGGCUACGGCGCCAAGCUCGCCAACAUCUUCUCCACCGAGUUCGUCAUCGAGACCGCUGAUGGCCGCCGGCAGAAGAGGUACAGGCAGGUUUUCUCUGAUAACAUGGGGAAGAAGUCGGAGCCCGAGAUUAAGAAGUGCAAGCAGUCAGAGAACUGGACCAAAGUUACCUUCAAGCCUGACCUUGCAAAGUUCAACAUGACCGAGCUCGAAGCUGAUGUUGUGGCACUCAUGAUGAAGCGAGUAGUUGAUAUGGCCGGCACCCUUGGCAAAACGGUGAAGGUUGAGUUGAAUGGCGAGAAGGUGGCAGUAAAAGGCUUCUCAGAUUAUGUGCAACUGUAUAUCGACUCUGCUUCUAAAGAAGGCAUGGAGCUACCAAGAAUUUACCAAAAGGUAAAUGAUCGUUGGGAGGUGUGUGUGAGUCUAAGUGAAGGCCAGUUCCAGCAGGUCAGUUUUGUAAACGGUAUUGCGACCAUAAGAGGAGGAACUCACGUUGACUACGUCGCAAACCAAAUUGCCAGCCAUGUGAUGGGCGUUGUGAACAAGAAGAACAAGCAGGCUAACAUGAAGUUGCAUACAGUGAAGGGCUACCUAUGGGUAUUUGUUAAUGCGCUGAUUGACAACCCUGCAUUUGAUUCACAGACCAAAGAGACCUUGACGACUCGUCAAGCAAGCUUUGGGUCCACAUGCGAGCUCUCUGAAGAGUUCCUUAAGAAGGUCUCUAGCUCGGGUGUUGUUAGCAAUCUCCUUUCUUGGGCCGAGUUCAAACUAAACAAGGAACUAAAGAAGACUGAUGGAACCAAGAAGACAAGUAUUGUUGGCAUCCCUAAGCUGGAGGAUGCAAAUGACGCUGGUGGGAAGAACUCUGACAAGUGCACCUUGAUCCUUACUGAAGGAGAUUCAGCAAAGGCUCUAGCUAUGGCUGGUAUAGGUGUAGUAGGAAGGGACCACUAUGGCGUGUUUCCUCUCAGGGGUAAAUUAUUAAAUGUGAGAGAAGCAAGCCAUAAGCAGCUAAUGGAGAAUGCAGAGAUCCAGAAUAUAAAGAAAAUUUUAGGUCUGCAGCAUGAAAAGAAGUAUGAUAGUACAAAGGGCUUGAGAUACGGCCACCUAAUGAUAAUGACAGAUCAGGACCAUGAUGGUUCCCACAUCAAAGGGUUGCUGAUCAAUUUCAUUCACAAAGAGUGGCCAUCUCUCCUCAAAGUUCCUUCUUUCUUGGUUGAGUUCAUCACUCCAAUUAUCAAGGCAACCAAGGGCAAAGCUGUCAAGUCAUUUUACUCUAUGCCAGACUAUGAAGCAUGGAAAGAGAGCUUAGGUGGAAGUGCAAGUUCGUGGACUAUAAAGUACUACAAGGGGCUGGGAACCAGCACAGCUCAAGAAGGUCGGGAUUACUUUGAAGAUAUUACCCAUCAUAAGAAGGAUUUUGUCUGGGCAGAUGACAAAGAAGAUGGUGAGGCUAUUGAGUUAGCAUUCAGCAAGAAAAAGAUUGCUGAGAGGAAGGACUGGCUGACCAACUAUCAGCCUGGAACUUGCCUUGACCAACGGGAGAAACGCAUCAAGUACAGUGAUUUUAUCAACAAAGAGCUGAUACUCUUCUCGAUGGCAGACCUUGAACGGUCAAUACCUUCAAUGGUCGACGGCUUUAAACCAGGACAGAGGAAGAUUUUGUUUUGCUCGUUCAAGAAGAAUUUGGUUAAAGAAUCAAAGGUGGCACAGUUUAUUGGUUAUGUGUCAGAACACUCAGCAUACCACCAUGGUGAGCAGAGUCUAGCAAGCACAAUUAUAGGAAUGGCUCAGGAUUUUGUUGGCAGCAAUAAUAUCAAUCUUUUGGAGCCCCGUGGCCAGUUUGGUACCAGAAAUGCGGGGGGCAAAGAUGCUGCUAGUGCUAGGUACAUCUUCACCAGAUUGCAACCUAUCACCCGCUUAAUUUUUCCAAAGGAUGAUGAUGUUCUUCUGAACUAUUUGAAUGAAGAUGGGCAGUCAAUUGAACCCAGUUGGUAUAUGCCAAUCAUUCCCAUGGUUUUGGUCAAUGGAAGUGAAGGCAUUGGCACUGGAUGGAGCACCUAUGUCCCAAACUACAAUCCAAGAGACAUUAUUGCUAAUCUGAAAAGGUUGCUAAAUAACGAGACUAUCGUACCAAUGGUUCCUUGGUACAGGGGGUUCAAGGGCUCUUUGAAGGAGACAAGUUCAAAGGCAACUGGUGUGACAUAUACCAUCACUGGUGUUAUAGAGGAAGUUCCUGACACCAGGCUUAAAAUUACUGAGCUUCCUGUCCGCCGCUGGACUACAGAUUACAAAGAGUUUCUUGAAUCCAUGUGUCCUAUUCCUAUUAAGGAAAAGGAAAAGAGCAAGGACAAGAACAAGGAAAAGAAGAAGGACAAGGACAAGGAAAAGGAAAAGGAAAAGAGCAAGGAGCCACCAUUGUUAGAGGAAAUAAGGUCGCAGUGUGAUCAUGCGGAUGUAGAUUUUGAGCUCAUCCUGACGGAGCAAAACAUGAAUAUAGCUAAGCAAGAAGGCCUUGAGAAGAAAUUCAAGCUGACUACCACAAUAGGAACAACAAACAUGCACUUGUUUGACUCAAAUGGUAAAAUCCGAAAAUAUGACACCCCAGAGGACGUACUUAAAGAGUUCUUUGACUUGAGGCUCGACUUCUAUGUCAGACGAAAGAAAGUAAUGUUGGAAAACAUGGGGAUUGAGUUGCUGAAGUAUAAGAAUAAAGUUAGGUUUAUUCUCGCUGUUAUUUCUGGGGACAUCAUAGUCAAUAACAGGAAGAGGGCAGAGCUAUUCCAGGAGCUGAAGCAGAAGAAAUAUGAUCCUUUCCCAAAGAAAAAACCCACGGCCGAGCCAGUAGCUGUAGGAUCUACAGAAGUAGAUGAAGAAAAUGAUGAGAGUCCUGCUGAAGCUGCAGCAAGUGAUUAUGAGUAUCUUCUCGCAAUGUCAAUUGGUACCUUGACUAUGGAGAAGGUGAAGGAGCUCAUUGCGCAGCAGGAUAAGGUAGAGGAAGAUCUGAAUAUCCUGAGUAAUACAGAGCCAAAUACUCUUUGGCUGAGAGACCUUGAUGCUCUUGAGAAGGAACUGGAUGUGCUUGAUGCAAAACUUGAAGCUGAACAGAAUGACAGAUCACGUAAGCGCGCCAAAAACGCGAAGGAAUCUAAUGCAGCACCCAAGAGACAGCCUAAGAAGGCUGCGGCCAAGUCUCAGAAGGCAAAUUUGGCUGGGAGCGACGAUGAAGAUUUUGAACCACCGAAUCCGAAACCUGCAGCGCAAAAGAAGAAACCACCACCCAAGAAGGCAAGUGCACCGGUGAAAGAUGAAGAGGACGACGAAUUGGCUGUUCUCAAAGACCGUCUGGCUGCUUAUAAUCUUGAGGACUCCUCUCCAGAACCUAAUGCCAUGGAAACAGAACAGCAGCAGAAAGGAAAGAAAGGGAGGAACGGACCAAGCAAGAGAGGCGCAGCGAAGAAGGCCAUGUCAUCCCUAGCCGAGUCCUCUGAUGAAGACAUGGCAGAGCCCCGCCAUGAGAGCGAGGGUGGGGGGUCUUCCAUGGAAGUUGAGAAGAAGACCAAAGGAAGAAAGCCUGCUGCCGAGAAGCCGAAGGCUACCACCAUCAGGAAGAGGGCGCCAGCUCAGAGCAAAGUCAUGAAGCAGAAAGUGAUGGAGGAAAUAUUCAAGCCUACCGAUGACAGCAACCUCAGUGCUCCUUCACCCGAGAAGAAGGUGCGGAGGAUCAGGUCCUCCCCCUUCAACAAGAAGAGCGGCUCGCUUCUGCAGAGAGAGGCGGGCGCUUCAACAGGGGCAGAGGAUGCCGAGGCUCCUCCCUCCGGCAGCUCUGCCGAGCCAGUUGCACCGAGGAGGACAGUAAGGGAGAGGAAGGUGGCGAUAGUCUACGCCGAUUCCGGGAGCGACGAUGAUGAGGAGUCCGAGGAUGAAGAUGCGUCGGAGCCGAGCGAAUCUGACUACUCCGGUGAGGACUAGAGUACUAGACUCCUUAGCUCAGCUGCUCAAACAGAGUGUGGAAUUGGAGUGCAGUGUGACUAGUUUCUAAGACAUUUGGUUAGCUAAUAUGAUGUGUUGGUGUGCUCAGGUGCAUUUCUUGUGCGUCUUGUGUUUAUGUUAGAUGUGUGUACUCAGAUCAAAACAAGGUUUGGAAGCUAUGUGUUGUUGCUUACAGUUUCUCCAUGGCUUCUGUUCCUUGGUCUGUGAGCUUGCAUCAUUGUUCAGUCUAUCAAUACUGAGAGUUUAUUUA
This is a messenger RNA of Aegilops tauschii subsp. strangulata, 4856 nucleotides long. RefSeq names its product DNA topoisomerase 2. Gene Ontology annotation, biological process: resolution of meiotic recombination intermediates; DNA topological change; sister chromatid segregation. Gene Ontology annotation, cellular component: nucleus. Gene Ontology annotation, molecular function: DNA topoisomerase type II (double strand cut, ATP-hydrolyzing) activity; DNA binding; ATP binding. The record is from RefSeq and is a predicted model, not a curated record. Lineage: Eukaryota; Viridiplantae; Streptophyta; Magnoliopsida; Poales; Poaceae.